UUAGGAUUGGCUUGGCUUGGCUUCUCAAAGCUGAAUUGCUUUUUGCAAGUGUAGUUUGUAAGUAGUAGCCUGAACUUCCAUCUGGCAGCUGGGUUGGUGUUUACCCAGGAGUUCCAUAAAUGGGCAUGUGGUGGUGGUGGUGAUCCUGAGUUGAAUUUUUGGUUCACUCAAGGGUGUGCCCCAUGUCCCAGGAACCCUUGGUCAUUUCUGGUUUACACUAGUGGCCUUUUUGCUCUUAUUGUCUUGUCAAAAGUAUCCAGCUGGUCUGCUAUUGGGCUCCAUCACAAGGCAAGUCUGCUCAUAGGAAAUCUUCGGUCCCCCCUUUCCUGGGUUCACAGCCAAGGCCAAAAAGAAUUUCUUUGGUCCAUUGGCAAACAUAUGUCCCUGGCCUGGCUGAACUCCCAUCAGCCUCUCUGAGAAACAAAAUGAACUUAGAAAUUCCUACCUUUGAAAGUAAACGACUUGGGCAUUCUGGCUCGGAGCGUGGUGGCGGCGGGCGCAGCUAGCGGGUCAGCUGCGGAGCGGGGGUGCAGCUCGGUUCCCCCCCACACACCCCUCCCCCUCAGGCGCCAGCCCCACCCCUUCGCCUGCCGGGCUAUCCCCUGCGGCUCGAGCCCGGGGCGGCUCCGGGCGCCCCCCAGCAGGCCCCCCCCAUUAUGGGCAGCCAGAGCUCCAAGGCUCCCCGGGGCGACGUGACCGCCGAGGAGGCAGCAGGCGCUUCCCCAGCGAAGGCCAACGGACAGGAGAAUGGCCAUGUGAAAAGCAAUGGAGACUUAAUCCCCAAGGGUGAAGGGGAGUCGCCCCCGGUGAACGGAACAGAUGAGGCAGCUGGGGCCACUGGCGAUGCCAUCGAACCAGCACCCCCUGGCCAGGACGCUGAGGCCAAGGGGGAGACCGCCCCCAAGGAGACCCCUAAGAAGAAGAAGAACUUCUCUUUCAAGAAGCCUUUCAAAUUGAGUGGCCUGUCCUUCAAGAGAAAUCGGAAGGAGGGUGGGGGUGAUUCUUCUGCCUCUUCACCCACAGAGGAAGAGUAGGAGCAGGGGGAGAUCAGUGCCUGCAGCGAGGAGGUCACUGCCCAGGAAGGGAAGGCUGCUGCCACCCCCCAGAGCCAGGAGCCCCAGGCCAAAGGGGCAGAGGCUAGUGCUGCCUCCAAGGGAGGAGACACAGAAGAAGAGGCAGGGCCCCAGGCUGCAGAGCCGUCCACUCCUUUGGGGCUGGAAAGUGGCCCUGCAUCAGCCAGUGUUGAGCAGAAUGAGUAGCUGGGUGGGGACAGGUGGGUGAUCUCUAAGCUGCAAAAACUGUGCUGUCCUUGUGAGGUCACUGCCUGGACCUGGUGCCCUGGCUGCCUUCCUGUGCCCAGAAAGGAAGGGGCUUGUUGCCCCCUCCCAGCCACUUUCCCUUUCCUCCUCUCCCUCCUGUGAAUUCUCCCAUCAGCCAUUUGGUUUUUCUCUUAAGGCCAGUUGAAGAUGGUCCCUUACAAUUUCCCAAGUUAGGUUAGUGAUGUGAAAUGCUCCUGUCCCUGGCCCUACCUCCUUCCCUGGCCCUACCCCUGCAGAAGGCAAUUGCUGGUUUUCUCUCCCAAUUCUUUUCCAAGUAGGUUUUGUUUAUCCUACUCCCUAAAUCCCUGAGCCAGAAGUGGGGUGCUUGUACUCCCAAACCCUGAGUGUCCAGCCUUUCCCCUGUUGAGUUUUUAGUCUUUUGUGCUGUGCCUAGUGGCACCUGGGCUGGGGAGGACACUACCCCUGUCUAGGUUUUUAUAAAUGUCUUACUCAAGUUCAAACCUCUGGCUUGUGAAUCAACUGUGUCUCUUUUUUGACUUGGUAAGCAAGUAUUAGGCUUUGGGAUGGGAGGGAGGUCUGUAAUGUGAAACAACUUCUUGUUGUCUUUUUUUCUCCCAUUUUUGUAAAUAACUUUUAAUGACCAAACCUCAGAUUUGUACUUUUUUUUUUUUUUUCUAAUUGCUAAAACCAUUCUCUUCCACCUGGUUUUACUGUAACAUUUGGAAAAGG
Messenger RNA from Sciurus carolinensis (gray squirrel), 2009 nucleotides. RefSeq names its product MARCKS-related protein. The transcript has a single exon. Bases 657 to 1034 code for a protein of 125 amino acids. The record is from RefSeq and is a predicted model, not a curated record. Gene Ontology annotation, molecular function: actin filament binding; calmodulin binding. Gene Ontology annotation, biological process: central nervous system development; actin filament organization. Lineage: Eukaryota; Metazoa; Chordata; Mammalia; Rodentia; Sciuridae. Gene Ontology annotation, cellular component: plasma membrane; cytoplasm.